AGUUCUCUCAUGAAUUUGUAUGGAGGUUCGAGCUGCGACCAAGACAGUAUGCUGUACCGGUGUGGCGAUACGGAUUCAGGGCUAGGACGUGCUACACCUCCAAGGAGAGCCGCAUCGCCAUCUGGCCCAGGGUCUCUACCUGUCCGUAGAAAAUUUGACGACGCAGCGAGCGAGAGUGGUGGUAGCGAUUACAGUGGUCCCAGGCUCUACAAACAACCAGUGACCAAGUCCAACCGCGGUAUCAUAUUGAACGCAGUCGAGUAUUGUGUGUUCCCAGGCGUAGUGAACCGGGACGCCAAAAAGCGGGUACUCGAGGAGAUCAACCGGUCCGAGGCUAGGCACUUCCUGGUAUUGUUCCGGGACACGGGUUGCCAAUUCCGUGCGUUAUAUCUGUACUACCCAGAGAGCGAGGAGGUUGCCAAACUUUACGGCACCGGUCCGCGGAUAGUCACCGAUCGCAUGUUUGAUAGGUUUUUCAAGUACAAUUCAGGCGGCAAGUGUUUUUCACAAGUGCACACCAAACAUCUGACUGUCACCAUCGACGCGUUUACCAUACACAACAGUUUGUGGCAGGGUAAAAAAGUGAACUAUCCCAAUAAAAAAGACAUGACGCUAGUCGUUUGAUGUAACACCGGAGCCACCGGCCCGGGCAGUCGUUGUCGUUUGUUUGUUUAAGUUGUAUUAUUAUUAUAAUUAUUUAGGAUAAUAUAUACCCGCCGUAUGACUUAUACGGUGUACGAUAUUAUGUUGUUGUCCUGCCGCUUACUACACACCAAGCGCCCGUGAUUUCUUAACAAUUUUUGUUUAACACAAGUCUUAAUUAUUUCGGCUAUUGUCUAGCAUGUAGUUAUUAAUGUUUAAAGAGUAAGAAGUAAUUAUAGCCGAAUAAUAUCUA
Acyrthosiphon pisum (pea aphid) is the source of this 895-nucleotide messenger RNA. RefSeq names its product patronin. The transcript has 4 exons. Gene Ontology annotation, molecular function: calmodulin binding; microtubule minus-end binding. The coding region runs from base 10 to 624 and encodes 204 amino acids. Gene Ontology annotation, biological process: cytoplasmic microtubule organization; negative regulation of microtubule depolymerization. Lineage: Eukaryota; Metazoa; Arthropoda; Insecta; Hemiptera; Aphididae. The record is from RefSeq and is a predicted model, not a curated record. Gene Ontology annotation, cellular component: microtubule minus-end.